UAAAUCUAGUCAAUUAUUUUGCCCACAAAUUCUUUAGAACCCAAGCCAAGCCGCCUAAAUAAACAAAGACAACAUACUAACCAUAUUAUUAUGUUCACAAUGACAACAAACCUUAACAUUUUCUCUUUCCUUUCAAACGUAGGUUUCUGCUAAAAACCUCAACCUUAACAAUUUCUGAUUAUAUUCUUUUACUUUCAAUUUUUCAUUUACUUGUUGAAAAUCUUGUCUUUCUUUGACUCGUUUCCUUGACUCUUCCAUUGAUAAUGGAGAGAGAGGGAAACGAUUGUGAUUCGGGAGGAGAUGCAUCUGUUCCAUGUUGUUCCAUUUUGAGCUCCACCUUUUUGUUGGAUCAUGUUGGAGACGCUAUUGUUAGCUUGUUCUCAGAUGGCUUGUCUUGGAAAUUGAUGGAACCGGUGGAAAAUCAGGAUGUUUCAACUUGUUUAGGCAUUAAAUAUGUUUCCAAGAUUGCUAAUGAGAUCGCACUUUCGGACAUAUAUGCUGUUGAGGUACUGGAUAGUAGUUUGAUUCACAAAUCAAACCUCCCUCGUGCCACUGAACGUACACUUUAUGACAAUAAGAUGUACCAAUUUACCGUGCAUGGUUUUAUAAGGAGCAAGAGUCAACCUUCGCAGUGGAUCUUGACUGAAUAUACUUUCGGUCAUGAAGAUUUGCAAACAUGUCAAUUGUGGGUAAAUCAACUAAACGAAUUGUUGAAACUUGAAGUUGGAAGACCAAGGAAUCUUCUGGUUUUUGUUCAUCCAAGGAGUGGGAAGAGUAAUGGCUGUAGAAACUGGGAAGCUGUGGCUCCGAUAUUCUCACGUGCUAAAGUAGAAACGAAGGUGAUUGUGACUGAGAGAGCAGGACAGGCAUAUGAUAUGAUGUCAUCGAUGACAAAUAAGGAGCUUAACUCAUAUGACGGUGUUAUAGCUGUUGGUGGUGAUGGAUUUUUCAAUGAAAUCCUUAAUGGGUUUCUUUCUCCCAGGCUUAAAGCUCCCUAUCCACCAACUCCUCCAGGUUUUGUUCAUUUGGCUAAAGAUAAAGGCGAUUCCUUGGUUGCCGAUGAAGAUGAAAUAUUGGAAAAGACUUCAAGUCAAAUUGAAGACCAUCUUCCUCUGGUUUCAAGUCCAAACCAACCUCGGUCUAUAAUAUCGAAUUCUAAUUCGGAAGAUAAAGCUCCUGGGUUUCCCAUUCCUAAUGAAUGGUUUAGAUUUGGGAUCAUUCCCUCAGGUUCAACCGAUGCCAUUGUGAUCUGUACAACUGGAACUCGAGAUCCUAUAACUUCUGCAUUGCAUAUUGUCCUUGGUAAAAGAGUGCACCUUGACAUAGCUCAAGUUGUGCGAUGGAAAACAACUCCGAGAUCCGAGGUUGAACCUUUUGUGCGCUAUGCAGCUUCAUUUUCAGGGUAUGGAUUUUAUGGUGAUGUUAUCACAGAGAGUGAGAAGUAUCGCUGGAUGGGUCCCAAACGUUAUGAUUAUGCUGGAACAAUGGUGUUUUUAAGGCACAGGUCAUAUGAGGCAGAAAUAUCAUACCUAGAUGUUGAAUCGGAGGAAACCAUUCCGAAUCCCAAAAAGAAUCGUGAAAGUAGCAUGUUAUGGGGAUUGAAAGCUCCGCGCAGAUCAGAAAGAUGUAUCUGCCGUAUUAACUGCAAAGUUUGCAAUGAAAUACCAAAAAGUGAAGCCACUGAAAUUUGCAGCCUAACACCUCAUUUAAAUUCAGAAACGAAAAGAUGGGUGAAAUGCAAAGGACGGUUUAUUAGUGUUGGAGCUGCGGUAAUCUCUUGCAGAAAUGAAAAAGCACCUGAUGGUUUGGUUGCUGAAGCGCACCUUUCAGACGGUUUCCUUCAUCUCAUAAUGAUUAAAGAAUGUCCUCACGCUUCUUACUUAUGGCACCUGACUCAACUUACAAGAAGAGGGGGAAGCCCUUUGAAUUUCAAGUUUGUUGAACAUCACAAGACCCCUGCAUUUACUUUCACUUCUUCUGGAAAUGAGAGUGUAUGGAAUGUGGAUGGCGAGAUUUUUCAGGCACACCAACUCUCUGCUCAAGUGUUUCGCGGUCUCGUAUGCAUGUUCGCAACUGGUCCCGAAGUUUAAUUGAAGAGUUUUGUCGACGACAUUAAACGGAACGACGACAUUAAACGGAACAAUGAUGAAACUUAUUUAGUACCAACUACCUAGAACUUUUGUGUAUAUAUAUAAGCAUGGAGAGAAGAUUUUGCUCCAUUUAAGUAUAUAUAUGUAACCCUUGGUUCACAGUUUUUUUUUGUUUUUAUAAGGUGAAAUCUUGUAUCUUGAGGAUCAAAUGCAAGUCACGUUAAUAUGGAUGUUGUAGCUAUUUUAUAUAUGUAGCAGUGUCAUAAUCUAUGUCA
Lathyrus oleraceus (garden pea) is the source of this 2365-nucleotide messenger RNA. RefSeq names its product ceramide kinase. The record is from RefSeq and is a predicted model, not a curated record. NCBI's taxonomy places the organism in Eukaryota, Viridiplantae, Streptophyta, Magnoliopsida, Fabales, Fabaceae. Gene Ontology annotation, molecular function: ceramide kinase activity. The transcript is spliced from 12 exons. Bases 264 to 2090 code for a protein of 608 amino acids. Gene Ontology annotation, biological process: phosphorylation; ceramide metabolic process.